Messenger RNA from Myotis lucifugus (little brown bat), 2128 nucleotides. RefSeq names its product cell death-inducing DFFA-like effector b (gene CIDEB). NCBI's taxonomy places the organism in Eukaryota, Metazoa, Chordata, Mammalia, Chiroptera, Vespertilionidae. Gene Ontology annotation, biological process: apoptotic process; regulation of apoptotic process. The transcript has 5 exons. Bases 556 to 1635 code for a protein of 359 amino acids. The record is from RefSeq and is a predicted model, not a curated record.
GAAGUGCACAGAAUGAGAACGAGGAGGCAUUGACGCUCCUGUACACACUUGUAGCCUGCACUUGCCAGGGGGCAGACUAGCUGCCAAAGCUGCAAACGAGACUUCUGGGCAGGAAAGCAGAGACUUGCAUUCAAGUGAGUUCAUUGUCAGUGAGAGUCUGAGCUUCCACACAACUGUCCAGCACAACUGCAGCUGAAAUCAGGGAUGGGACAUGGAGCACCGGAAGCUAAAUUCCUGAUGCCAUCAGAGGACACUCCCCCUUCCCCCUUCACAUCUCCUUCAUGCCUAUUAAGUGGCCAAAGGAGAAAAGUGAGAAAUGCAGAGUGGCUGAAGCAGGCAGUUCUGCAGAAUUAAAUCAGGGAAAUGUUGAGCCAGCUGCUCCCCUAGACCACGAAGGAAAGAGCAGGAAAGCAAGAAGUUCCUUGCCACGGGAUCCUGGCGGUCCCUGGAUCAGGACCCAUCCUCUUCUACGCCCCACCCAGACACACUGCCUCACCUCCCAUUUCUCCAAGCCCUGCCCAUGAUCUCACCCUCAGCCCCGCCUCCCUUUUCCUAAUGCGGCAGUUUAUGGAUUUUUCAGUAGGUGGCAGUAUGUGCAGCACAAGUCACAUACUGUGGCUUCUAUACCUAGAAAUUCCCUCCAUACAAAGAAAAUCGCCAUCCUCUUACAUAGUUACCAUUAACCCUCACAUCACAAGCUGCCACCAGAGACAACACCCACACAAAGCUUCCCUGGCUUCUGCCUGGCAACUCUGGGCCUUAAUCCUUCUUCCAGGACCCCAUCUAGGCCCCUCCUCUCCUCCCUCCCCUGGGACUUUGCCCUUCCUACAGGCCCUCCAGGGGGCCAGAGUCCGGCUUGACUCAUCCUCCACCUCACUGGGGCUGAGGUCCCAGCUCUGUAACAGUAAACAUCACUUCAGCCCAGCACAGCGGAGAACAACCCAGCUCAGAAUUCUUCUGCUCUUUCCCUACACCAUGGAGUACCUUUCUGCCCUGAAACCCAGCAGCCUGGUCAGAUCAGUAUCCAAUAUGAGCUCUGAGUUUGGCCGUAGGGUCUGGACUUCACCUCCACCACCCCAGCGACCUUUCCGCGUCUGUGAUCACAAACGGACCGUGCGGAAAGGUCUGACAGCUGCCACCCGCCAGGAACUGCUAGACAAGGCACUGGAGACCCUGCUGCUGAGCGGAGUGCUAACCCUGGUGCUAGAGGAGGAUGGGACUGCCGUGGAGAGCGAAGACUUCUUCCAGCUGUUGGAAGAUGACACAUGCCUGAUGGUGCUGGAGUCUGGGCAGAGCUGGAGUUCCAGCAGGAGUGGGAUGCUGUCCUAUGGCCUGGGCCGGGAGAAGCCCAAGCACAGCAAGGACAUUGCCCGCAUCACCUUUGACGUGUACAAGCAAAACCCUCGAGACCUCUUUGGGAGCCUGAACGUCAAAGCCACAUUCUAUGGGCUCUACUCCAUGAGUUGUGACAUUCAAGGACUCGGCCCAAAGAAAAUACUCAGGGAGUUCCUCCGAUGGACCUCCACACUGCUGCAAGGCCUGGGCCAUAUGCUGCUGGGAAUUUCCUCUACCCUUCGCCAUGUAGUGGAAGGGGCUACACAGUGGCAGCAGCAGGGUCACCUUCAUCCCUACUGAGAAGGGGCUCGGAGCUUCUGCCCCUAGAGAUGGCUGUAGGGACUGUGACGACAUCCCGCUUAGGGACCCGCAGAUAGUGCAGACUAGAUAACUCACCUGGUUUUCCCACUGCCCUCUGACCCCAUCAGCAUAGUGCCUUACACCCCUAGCCUAUACCCAUUCCUGAAGAAUGCUGUCCCUUCUUAGCCAUCUUUUCAGCCUCCCACCUACCCUGAAAGCCACAACCUUGCCCCAGGCAUCUUGACAGCACUCUGAUUGCUGCUGCCUCUAGAGUUCUGACAACUCCUCCUUUCCCUGAGCUCCCCAGCGCGCUGAAGACAGCCCUCUUAAACUUUACCUUGAGAUCUCUAUUUCUCCAUACCCUUCCCCCCCAAGAAUAACAAAGACAUUUCCAAUACAAAUAUAAAAAUGUUUACCAAUAAGACUUUUGACUUCAAUGACUUCGAUUUAAAUUAGUAAGGGGACAGGACAGAUACUCCCUUUCCUCCUCCCC